This is a messenger RNA of Dunckerocampus dactyliophorus (ringed pipefish), 1777 nucleotides long. Its product is annotated as dual specificity protein phosphatase 26-like. Gene Ontology annotation, cellular component: cytoplasm. Bases 238 to 825 code for a protein of 195 amino acids. The record is from RefSeq and is a predicted model, not a curated record. The transcript has 3 exons. Gene Ontology annotation, biological process: protein dephosphorylation; negative regulation of MAPK cascade. NCBI's taxonomy places the organism in Eukaryota, Metazoa, Chordata, Actinopteri, Syngnathiformes, Syngnathidae. Gene Ontology annotation, molecular function: protein tyrosine/serine/threonine phosphatase activity; MAP kinase phosphatase activity.
UCAGAUCUUUAAAUAGGCUGCUAUUUUGAUGCAAAAGCACAACAGCAGCUCCUCAAGCGUUAGGGGCUAGAUUUGAUACAGGGAUCCGAUUCUCUCACAACACAGGAUGAGCUGCUGUGAGUGCAUCAAAGUUCUGUUAAAGGAAAGUGACUGCACACUUGCUUGGAAAUAAUCUUAAAGAGUCAGGAAAGCUGUUUUUGCCUGAGAGGACCACUUGAAUCCAGCACUGGAAAAGGGAUGUCUUAUACAUCCAAACUUCCUGCAUCCUGGAAUGACAGACCCACUCCUAGGAAGGUGGAAAUUGACCUUAGUUCCCCUGGUUUGGCUGUGUUUGAGCUGGAACGACUCUUGUUUACUGGCAAAGCCAUCAUGAGCCAUGCCGAUGAAGUGUGGCCAAGGAUCUACGUUGGUGAUCAACACAGUGCAGAGAACCGGAAUGAUCUGUCCAAGCAUGGAAUCACUCAUAUCCUGAAUGCAGCUCACAGUAAAUGUCGAGGAUGUCCUGAGAUCUACCAGGGAUUAAAUAUUACCUAUAUGGGCAUAGAGGCUCAUGAUUCAUGUGGCUUUGACAUGAGCGUGAACUUCCAGGCAGCUGCAGAUUUUAUCCACAUGGCUCUUAGCAGGGGAGGCAAAGUACUGGUACAUUGCCAUGUAGGAGUGAGCCGUUCUGCCACCUUGGUCCUUGCAUACUUAAUGCUGAAGCAAAGGCUCACCCUUGUGGAGGCAAUUUGUGCUGUGAAAGAGAACAGGGGGGUCAUACCAAACCGUGGUUUCCUCCGACAACUUAUCCAUCUAGAUGGGCAACUUUUUGGCAAACAUUGCUGAAGCCAGACUAAUACUAAAGCGUUCCCCUCACAUUUCAGCAACAAUUUUUCUUACAAUACCUCCUCAAGGGACAAUAUUGUACAAACGAAACUUAGAUAUAGUACUUUAGAGGAGUCAGCAUAACAUGUAUAGAAGUAUGUUAAGUAUAGUACAAUGCACUGAAAAUGACUCAACACUGUUUUUAUUGCCUAAAUAGCUGGAAACACAAGUGAAUAAGAAGAUAAUUGUCUUACAAUCAAAUGUGGUGGUGGUGUCAUGGUCUCUGGCUGCAUGAGUAAUUCCAGCACCAGGGAGUUGCGGUUCAUUGGGGAAAACAUGAAUUCCAGCAUGUACCUACUGUGACAUUCUGAAGCAGUUUCCUUUGGGAAACGAGGCCGCACGACAGUUUCCAACACAUAAGAAGCCCAGACACACCUCCAAGAUGACAAGUUUACAGAGGAAGGUGAAGGUAAUGGAGUGGCCAAGUGUCUCCUCCGGGCCUGAACACAACUGAGCACCUGUGGGACAUCCUUUUCCUGCAAUGCUUCCGAACAUUCAAGACAAGGCACAUAUUUUACCUAUAAAAAAAAAUCUCAAGGCCCACCACCAAAACUGCCAUAAUUUAUUCUGUUGUAUGAAUGGCAACAGGUGGAUACAAAGGUUACUUUCUACAUUAUGCCAUCUAGUUAAAGAGCAUUUUAUAGUUCUGCUUGUCACUAUGCGUCCCUGGCAAAGAUAAAUGAACAAAAAUACACUGUUUUGGUUUUUGGCUUUUUCACACACACACACACACACACUUUGAUUUGGGUUAGUUUUUACAUUGAAUGUCCUCCCAUUUAUCUGGGAGAUAGAUGUCAUUACUACGGGUGUAACGGUUCACAUAAAUGUAUUGAACCAUUUCGGUUCUGCAUGUUCGGUUCGGUCCACUUACGUACCGUUUCGGUUAUAUUUUAUGCUAUUUUUCUCAUAAAGU